Messenger RNA from Eupeodes corollae, 414 nucleotides. RefSeq lists its product as uncharacterized. Gene Ontology annotation, biological process: DNA integration; regulation of DNA-templated transcription; DNA transposition. The record is from RefSeq and is a predicted model, not a curated record. The coding region runs from base 1 to 414 and encodes 137 amino acids. The transcript has a single exon. Gene Ontology annotation, molecular function: DNA binding. NCBI's taxonomy places the organism in Eukaryota, Metazoa, Arthropoda, Insecta, Diptera, Syrphidae.
AUGGUAAAAGUUAAGGAAUUAACUAUUGAAACUCGAUCUGCGAUUAUGACCCUUAUUAAAGAAGGCUAUUCGCAAAGAGAAAUCGCCACAAAACUGAAGAUAUCCAAAGGAGCAGUUCACAGGACCAUACGGCGUUACUCUAGUACCGGUGGUUUUAAGGAUAAACCGAGGUCAGGACGUCCUAGAGUUACGACGAAAACCGAAGAUCUGCAUAUCAUCACAAUAAGCAAGCGUUCUAGGAAGAAAACAGCACCAGAAAUACGCACCGAGAUCAAUGAUAUCCGGGAAGAACCAUUAUCUGUAUCAACGAUACAACGAAGGCUAAGGCAUGCUGGACUUUUUGGGCGCGUUGCAGUGCGGAAAUCACUUUUACGACCCCAAAACAAGAUCAAACGGUUGGGCCAAUACCCAUAA